AUGAAGAACAUCCCCUAUCAGUCAUUGAUAGGAUCACUGAUGUAUUUGGCUGUUUCGACUCGUCCGGAUAUAUCUUAUGCAAUCAGCAUCUUAAGUCAAUUCAACACGAAUUCAGGAAAAGUCCAUUGGAAUGCUGCUAAGCGUGUCUUGAGAUACCUGAAAGGUACAAAGAGCGAGAUUCCAUUGAUAGGAUUUGUCGAUGCCGAUUGUGGUGGAAAUGUCGAUGAUCGCGUUUUCUACACCGGAUUUGUUUUUAAGCUAGCCAACACCGCAAUAACAUGGAAAGCAAGAAAACAAAAAUCAAUUGCAUUAUCAAGCACUGAAGCGGAGUAUAUGGCCUUAACCAAGGCAGCUAAAGAAACUGUAUACUUACGAAAUUUGUUGGAAGAAAUGUGUUACAUGGAACGUCAAUCCAAACCAAUCACAAUCUAUUGUGACAAUCAAGGUGCUCAAAAAUUAAUGCUCAAUCCAAUGUACCAUUCACGUACCAAACAUAUAGAUAUUCGGAAUCACUACGUGAGGGAUGUCUUUAAAAGCGGAAAGUUGGACGUGAGCUACGUGCCCACUGAGCUGAUGAUCGCAAAUGUACUUACUAAGAGUUUAUUCAAAUUAAGCCACCAGAUGCAUCAAGGAAUUCGGUCUGAAGAAUGUUGA
This is a messenger RNA of Cataglyphis hispanica, 654 nucleotides long. RefSeq lists its product as uncharacterized. The transcript is spliced from 2 exons. Bases 1 to 654 code for a protein of 217 amino acids. The record is from RefSeq and is a predicted model, not a curated record. Lineage: Eukaryota; Metazoa; Arthropoda; Insecta; Hymenoptera; Formicidae.